UGGGAAUAUUUAACCUGGGUAAGAAGAUUUAGAAGGCGUCGUGCAGCCGGGCACGCAUCACUGUGGGAGUGUCCUCCAUCCUUCCUUAACCAGUGAUGGCGGUGUUUCCGCUGCUUCCUCUCUCUGUGCUGCUCCUUUCCCUCUACACUCUGGGUGGAGCGUCUCCUUCCUGUCCUCUGAGCUGCCGCUGCUACAGCCUCACAGUGGAGUGCGGCUCCACCAGCCUGAGGGACAUCCCCAAACAUGUCCCCCCCUCCACGCAGACCAUCUUCCUACAGGACAAUGUGAUUGGUCAGAUCCGACGACAGGACCUGACUCUGCUGAAACACCUGCACUACCUGUACCUGCAGAACAACAGCAUCUCCGCAGUGGAGCCAGGAUCUUUCCAGAACCAGGGUCAGCUGCUGGAGCUGGCUCUGAACGGGAACCGGGUCCACCUGGUGACAGCCGACAUGUUUCAGGGACUCGAGCAUCUGCGCAUUCUUUACCUGGCAGGAAAUGACAUCACACGCCUGCUGGACUACACCUUUCGUGGUUUGCAGCGUCUGCAGGAGCUCCACCUGCAGCACAACAGCAUAGAGUUGUUAGCAGAGCAGGCUCUCGUCGGUCUGAGCUCUCUGGCUCUGCUGGACCUAAGCAGGAAUAAUCUCCACACCAUUGGCCCCGCCACCCUCAGACCUCUGGUCAGCCUGCAGGUGCUGCGCAUCACAGACAACCCGUGGCGCUGUGACUGCGCUCUGCACUGGCUGAGGAGCUGGAUCGAUGAGGAGGGCCAGCGGCUGCUCAGCUCUGCAGAGCGGCGCCUGGUGUGCACCGAGCCCCCACGCCUCUCCCACCUCACCUUGGUGGAAGUCCCCCUCAACAGCCUGGUGUGUAUCCCUCCUCUGGUGCAGCUGGAGCCCAGGAGGCUAGCUGUGCGCCUGGGAGAGAGCCUCAGGGUGUCCUGCCACGCCUCUGGGUACCCUCGGCCACAGGUGACGUGGAGGAAGGCGUCCCAGGGUAAGGUGGUGCUCUCUCCCCGAGGCCUGGUUCAGGAGCUGGGUGCAGGAGGAGGUGGAGUGGGGGGAGCAGAGGAGCCGUCAGAGGAAGGCAGAGUCAGUCUGCAGAAGACUGAGGGCAAGCGCUUCGACCCGGACACCGGCAGUGGCAUGCUGUUCCUCAGCAAUGUGACCGUGGCCCACGCAGGUUUCUACGAGUGUGAAGCCUGGAACGCAGGGGGCGUGGCCAGGGUGACCUUUCAGUUGGCCAUCAACUCAUCUACUUCCUCUUCCUCAUCUUCCUCCUCCAUCUGGGCCUCGUGGUCCCAGGUGUCCUCGCCGUUCUCCCCCUCCUGGCCCCGGCUGAGGAGCCACGGCCCCGCUGUGGGCUCAGACGUGAGUCGGGAGCCGCUGUACGCUCUGGGCAGCAUGGCCUUCAGCGCUCUGGGAGCUGCCACUCAGACGGCCAUCGCUGCGGGCAUCUCCCUGCUGGCUCUGACUGCUCUGCUGCUGCUCGCCAUGAUCUACAGCCGCCACCACCAACCAGAGAAGGAGGCUGAUACAGCGGAGAAGGAGGAGAGCAUCCUGUACGUGAACGACUACUCCGACGGCCCCACCACCUUUGCACAGCUGGAGGAGUACCGAGACGAGCGCGGCCACGAGAUGUACGUCCUAAACCGGGCCAAGCCCGUGCUGCCUCCUGCUCCCCCCACAGCUGUCUCCACCACCAACCUGGGCUGCCCCGCCCCGUCCGACACCUCUAGCCACACCCUGUCCUCGGGGCAGGGCCAGACAAUGAGUCCCACUCUGGCCCCCAACAAGAAGCUGCAGCAGCAGCAGGAGGGCGACAUACGGACCAUGAGGAGGAUGGCGGGGGAGGGAGGGGAAGCCGAGCCUGUGGUCACAUCAGAGGCUGAGGGGAUGUUUCUAAACCACACAGGCCUGUUCAUGGACUCUCAGAUCGCCUACGAGAUCCACUGCUGA
This is a messenger RNA of Eleginops maclovinus (Patagonian blennie), 1961 nucleotides long. Its product is annotated as leucine-rich repeat-containing protein 24-like. The transcript has 8 exons. The coding region runs from base 96 to 1961 and encodes 621 amino acids. Lineage: Eukaryota; Metazoa; Chordata; Actinopteri; Perciformes; Eleginopidae. Gene Ontology annotation, molecular function: protein binding. The record is from RefSeq and is a predicted model, not a curated record.